UUUCAUCCUAACCUUGAUACUCAGACAGAAGCUUCAAUUCUUUAUUUUGUUUCUUUAACCAACAGCAGCAACCAACAGCAGCAACCAACAGCAGCAACCAACAGCAGCAACAAACAGCAAUACUAACAACAGUAAGAACAAGAACAACUAAUCGCAUGUUUGUAGUCGACAAUUUCAUUUCCUUCCAUGAUCUCACACCAUCCGGCAACUUCCUAUGGGCAUCGUCUUCAAUUGAGGCAUGUCUAGGCUAUGACCCUGAAGAGGUUGUAGGCUGGAAUGCAUACGAUGUGAUUCACCCAGAGGACUUUUCCCAUGUCAAAGUCGUACAUGGGGAGAGUAUGAUGAAUGAAAUGGUUGGAACUCAAGUUUUGUUGCGAAUAAGGCAUAAGAAUGGAGAAUAUGUCCAGUGUAUGGUUUUAUUCAGUAUAUGCUACGACUACAUCGUCUCAUGCUUCACUCUAGUUGAUCAGUCAGCAGGAAGCAUUCGAAAAGUUGGCACCUAUUCUGCUGCAAUGACCAGUCUCGUAGGGUCUAAAGAAGAGGAAUUUGCACGUAUUCGACGCCAUCAUCAAGCUUUCCGUGCAAACACAUGGAACCCUGAUAGUCUUGAGUUAGAACCUCGUGUCUGCAUGUUACUCAAUCGUUUCUCUCGAAGUCUUUGUAUCAUGUACGCAUCUCCAUCAUGUGAGAUGAUCUUAAAGAUCGAUUCUGACUUGGUAGUUGGCAAACCUUUCCUUUUGUAUGUACGGUCAGACGAUUUGGGUAGAUUUGUAGAACAGGUUGAUAUUGCAAAAUCUUCUAGUGCUGUCACUCAUAUGAAGCUCUGGUUCCAAUCACCUGAUUCUCGACAAGAAAUUCCAUGCGAGAUCAUGUUGUUUGGUGCUGCAGACGGCAUGAUUGCAAUCCUUAGACGGUGCAAACCAUUUGUACGGAAAUAUUUGAUCACCGAAGCCCCUCCCUCGGAAUACUUUGCAAGCGCGUCAUCAGCCAAUUCAUCAUUCACUUACCAUACAGACAUCAGUAGCGGUUAUAACCGCUGUAGCAACAACAACGAUAGUUACACCUUCAACGUCGAUUCCAAUUUCAACGUCAGCAGUAGUUGCAGUAAUAGCCAAAGUAACAGCGAUUGCAACAUCAACAAUAGAGGAGAUCCUCGUUUAAAAUACAUGUAUAGCAUCGAUGACAGGAGUGCCCGAUAUAGGACCAGUAACUCUUCAGUCGAGUCGGCUGCUUCCUCCUAUUCCUCAUCUACAUCUGGGUCAUCAUUCAAUCACUUAGGCCACAGAGCAUAUGGAGCUCCCUUACGCAAUCUGCCUAUUGGAUCAAUUAACAGCAUUCGAAACUUGGAUAAUGGGCAGAAUGAACUAAGGCCUCUAACGUCAAUAAAGGGCGAUGAGGUACAGAUUGUGGAUUCUGAUACAGCAUUACCAGAAGGCUACCGGUUACGGAGGCAUCAUGUCGUCGAGCCUGAUGUGGAGGAGACAGGACUGGAGGAAUAUAUCGAUUCCCUCGCUCUACACGAGGAGCUUCAAGGAAAGCACUGCAAAGAUACUUUCAAAGUACCUCGAGAUAUUUAUACAGGGAGCAUUGAUGUAUUUGAUACGGUGGAUGAUGAUGGUUGUAAUAGCAAGUAUCCGUAUUUUGAGGAGGAGUAUGAGGAACUGCAGAUGCCAUCAUCACGUGUGGUCAGGUAGUAAUCAUUGUUAAUAUCCUAUUCCUCCCACCAACAUGUACAUUGCUUAGAAAUAUAUCGCUAUGAUGUUAGCAGAGUAAGCUUGAAGAAUAAAAAGUACAAAC
Lobosporangium transversale is the source of this 1797-nucleotide messenger RNA. RefSeq lists its product as hypothetical. NCBI's taxonomy places the organism in Eukaryota, Fungi, Mortierellomycota, Mortierellomycetes, Mortierellales, Mortierellaceae. The record is from RefSeq and is a predicted model, not a curated record. The transcript is spliced from 3 exons. Gene Ontology annotation, molecular function: protein binding. Bases 156 to 1694 code for a protein of 512 amino acids.